AUGUCUCCUACUUCAGAAUGCACUGCAACUUCAAGCCUACCUCCGCCCAAAUCUUCAUUCAAAACUACCUCACCCGGCCAUAGUCCUAUCCCAAAUCUUUCCCAAACAGACAACCUUCGAGGCCAUCAAAGAUCUAACCGUGUUCCUUCCGGAGGGAACAGAAUCCCCGGCGGUGAACCAACUCAGAGAAGCCACAUGGUUUCGGGUGGUACCCAAGUCAGGCACAGUCAUUAUUCCAUCCAUAUCAAUCCGAAGGGCGAAUCGAUUCGUAGUGGGGGCAGCCCGGCUCCGCUUCAAGUCUCUCGUGCUGAUCAAGUCGGACGAAAACAUGUAUCCACUCAUCUUACUCAAGUCCAACCAAGUCAACUUUUGAAAGGCGUGAUUCCUCAGCAGAAUCGCCUAUCAGGUCUGUUUGGCCGAUCAGGAGGUACAAGCGAUAUUAAACCCAAGGAAAAUACAAGUCGAUUUUGGCAAAAGAAAACCAAAGCCGUCCACAAUCCGUGUCAUUCCCGCGCGCCACUGGCUCCAUGUCUCUCAUUCCCCGUGAUGAUGUUGUCUUCAAUCUCUCGCUUGAGCUCUGUCGAGUCGAUCAAAAUCCUUCCCAAGUUUCACCGCCCAACGUUUCUCCAGAACAAGGGCGCACCGACGAAGGAAACGAAAGAGUCUAUCAACUUAUCCGCAUCAUCGUCAUCAUCAUCGCGCUCUCCAAAGAUCCAUAAGGUUGUUCAUAAAUAUCGGACUCAAUGUCACAAGGAUGAUAAGGAAUUUCUGAGGGCCUUCCUGAGGGAUGACGGGGACGAUCUUGAUGGUGAAGACGAUGAAGAUGAAGAUCAAUCGCCGAACCCGCUCAAGGCUACUCUCAAGUUCUUCAAAAGAAUUCCUCGAGCAUUAGACCUCCCACAUCCUACUCGGUCGUCAUCGUUUGGAUCAAGUGGUAGCUCGUCAUCUAACGAUUCUAGUCAACAAUCCUACUCACAGUCAGCUGCCUCGCUAAUAACUUCCAGUGUAGCAUCAUCAAAUCAUUAUUCUUGGAAUCGCGCCCAGCGCGCUACCCGUAAUCGGACCGAAAGAGAAUGUCGGUUGGAAUCCUUGGAGUUAUAA
Puccinia graminis f. sp. tritici CRL 75-36-700-3 is the source of this 1101-nucleotide messenger RNA. RefSeq lists its product as uncharacterized. Lineage: Eukaryota; Fungi; Basidiomycota; Pucciniomycetes; Pucciniales; Pucciniaceae. The transcript has a single exon. Bases 1 to 1101 code for a protein of 366 amino acids. The record is from RefSeq and is a predicted model, not a curated record.